Molecule: messenger RNA, 1444 nt
Organism: Humulus lupulus (European hop)
Lineage: Eukaryota; Viridiplantae; Streptophyta; Magnoliopsida; Rosales; Cannabaceae
Product: mitochondrial dicarboxylate/tricarboxylate transporter DTC
Exons: 6
Coding region: 155-1054 (299 amino acids)
Molecular function (GO): oxoglutarate:malate antiporter activity
Source: RefSeq, a predicted model, not a curated record
GUUGGGAGGGUUUUUGUGAGUGAGUUCUUCUUCGUUAUAUUGCCUCACACUUGGGUUCCAUCGUUCUCUCAUCUACCUUUUCUAGGGCCGAUCUCUCUUCUUUCUCUCUCUCCCUUUUGAGCUUUGAAUCUCUGAGUUUGAGUUUCAGACAACAAUGGGAGACGAGAAGAAGCCCAAAUCUGCAGGUGUCUGGCCUUCCAUUAAGCCCUUUGUUAAUGGAGGUACCUCUGGUAUGCUCGCUACUUGUGUCAUCCAGCCAGUUGAUAUGGUCAAGGUGAGAAUUCAAUUAGGUCAGGGAACAGCUCUCAGUGUCACCAAGAACAUGCUUAAGCAAGAGGGUAUUGGAACCUUCUACAAGGGGCUUUCUGCUGGUCUUCUGAGACAAGCUACCUACACCACAGCCCGUCUUGGAUCUUUCAAGAUUUUGACAAGUAAAGCAGUGGAAGCCAACGAUGGAAAGCCCCUACCUUUAUAUCAGAAAGCUUUGUGUGGGCUAACUGCUGGUGCUAUUGGAGCAACUAUUGGUAAUCCGGCAGAUUUGGCACUCAUUCGUAUGCAGGCCGAUGCCACUUUGCCUGCUGCUCAACGGCGACAUUACAAAAAUGUGUUCCAUGCCCUCGUUCGAAUUGUUGCAGAUGAAGGGGUUUUCGCACUCUGGAAGGGUGCUGGCCCCACUGUUGUGAGAGCUAUGGGUUUGAACAUGGGAAUGCUUGCCUCAUACGAUCAAAGUGUGGAGUUUUGCAAGGAUAACUUGGGUCUUGGUGAAACAGCUACAGUGUUAGCUGCAAGUACUGUCUCAGGAUUCUUCGCUUCAGUUUGUAGUUUGCCCUUUGAUUAUAUCAAAACCCAGAUCCAGAAAAUGCAGCCUGAUGCUCAAGGAAAGUAUCCAUACACUGGCUCUUUCGAUUGUGCUUUGAAAACCCUCAAGGCUGGAGGACCUCUUAAAUUUUACACCGGUUUUCCAGUGUACUUUGUAAGAAUUGCCCCUCAUGUCAUGAUGGUAUGGAUUUUCCUCAACCAAAUUCAGAAGACACAAAAAUCUAUUGGCUUGUAGAGAAAAUGUGAAAGGGAUGGAGAUUUUUGUCAGAGUCGAGUCGAACCGUCGAAUAAUAAUUACUUCGGCUGUGUCGUAGUUCUUGUUUGAGUCAAGUAGCAAGUUCAUAAAAAUUUGAUUCACAGCAUUCAUUUCUCAAGUUUUUGUGGUUAAGGCCACUCUAUACCUAUGGAAUUUCCUUAUUACUAUUGACAAGAAUAGACCCUUUUUAACAUAAAAUGGUUUGUUGCAUUUCGGGCUCGUCUCAUCUUCAUCCUCUUAAAAAAGCUCUUUGUUGUUGGCCUUAUCUUAGGAAAUGUGAACUCUUUAGCUUUGCCAUUAUUUUAGGCCACUUGUGUAACAUUUAAUUAUGUGCAAGGAGACAAUAAAUUUUCAUGGUCUCGGAUUGUU